GAGAUAAUUUGCCAUCGGCCAUCACAGCCAAAUUCAGAAUUACCAAAAGAUGAUCAGAAUUUGUGGCCCUAAACUAGCAAAUUGUUGCUUUUUGAUAAGCAUAUGGGGUAUUAUAAUGUUGUUGUUGUUAGGAGUAUUUUUCAGUACAAGAAGCGUAGCACUCAUAGAGGAUAUUCCUGGCAAAAUGAAUGAAUCAGAAGGUUAUAAAUCAUCGGCAAAAAAUUGUUACAUAGCUGCUGGAAUUUAUGCUGUUACAAUGGUUGUUGCAGCACAUCAGAAAUGGGUGAAUAGUCGGACAGGAGACACACAAAAGUUUUAUGUUCAAGCGUAGCUGUGAUCUAUGUGUUCUAGUAUUGUUUUGAGUAACCUUAACAAUUAUUAUUUUUUGUGAGAAAGUAACAUACAUGUAAUGGUCAGAAAUGGUAAGGUCAGAAAUGGUGAUGUAUAGUGUAUUCAUGUUGUGAAGCAGAUUGAGUCAAUACAACAGUGACUACUUUUAAUAAACGUAAGGUAAAAAUGUCUGAGGCAAGAGAUACCUUUCAAAGAACAAAUAGAUUACUGCAUUAUCUGGUAAGAAAUUCUGAUUGCCUUAUACAUUGUAGGAACCUCCCAAUAUAAUGAAAAUCAUUCUUUAUCCUUAACAAUUAAAUGUCAAGUUGUAAUUUUAUUUUUCAAACAUAUGAUUGGUAUCAUUUUGACUAUAGUACAAUUCAUAACCAUAGGCAAUACAAGUUUUUCAGCCUUACUGCUAAUGAUCUCCUGUCUCAAGAAGUGAGAGUGAUUGUUAAUUUUGUCUCGCACAAUUAGUUUUAAAGAUUAGGCAAGUUUGUGCUAAUUUAUAACUGUUUGUGAAUGGAGGUGUAACAAUACAAAUACAAGUUUUGUAAUAGAUUAUCACUACUCUUCAAAUGCAAUUGGUUAAAGAGUUUUUGUGGUGUGAGCAUCAUGAAGAAAUUAAUUUUAUGCUACAAAAUACAUGUAGGUUAGUAUGGUGACUAGAAGCAGAUAUUGAGUUAAGAAUUUGGUGAUAAAUCAAAUCAUUGUAUUGUAAUUUAUUUCCACUAUCGCGCAAGGGGAAAUCGGAAAUACUGGAAGCCCCAGGGUGAACAGUUUGUAACCAAAUUAAUAGUGCGCUGUAUAAUUCCUGUAUACAUAUGCAUGUCUUCUUAUUCCAAAUAACAGAAACUUUCAAAUGUUGUUAAUAAAAUCCUGAAUGAGAGAA
Pocillopora verrucosa is the source of this 1222-nucleotide messenger RNA. RefSeq names its product ribonuclease kappa-B-like. Lineage: Eukaryota; Metazoa; Cnidaria; Anthozoa; Scleractinia; Pocilloporidae. Gene Ontology annotation, molecular function: RNA endonuclease activity. The record is from RefSeq and is a predicted model, not a curated record. Gene Ontology annotation, biological process: nucleic acid metabolic process.